CAUAAACUUCAUGCUCAUGUUCUUAAGGAGUCCGUCAGUCUGGCUUAUGUUGAUCCUGUGUCUACCAACUGCACACCCAGCAUCUAGCAGAGACUAGCCCUGAAGCAGUAAAAGCAGGACAGACAGUUGAACAACAGCAGAGGCUCAUGAUCUUUCUGUUAACUGAAAGCAGAACCUUCAGUCUCAAGUCUUUCACUACUACAUUUGUUUGAGACUGAUUGCAACUUUUACAUGCAGACGAUUUUGUCAGAAUACAAAACUUUUGGAUCUUUAACAACAUGGGACAGAGUUUUUCACAAGUUUGUUUACUGCUACAGAAACCUUUGUGACUAUUUCAAAGAGCAGUUAAAAUAUUUGGAAACUUUUCUUCUGAUUCUGAAACUUCACUGCAAAACGCACACAGGAAAAGGAAUCAGAAUUUUCUCAGAGACCAGAGAUUUCUUCUCAGCUUUCUCCCAGUCAACAUGAAUUCAUUCACCUGGACCUUGUGUCUGUUGUUAAUCAGUCUCAUGUCAGCAGGAGGCAAGAGGGAACAACUUCAAGCCAGAAGCAAUGUUGCAGAACAUUCCGUUAUUCAUAACCGUAACAGACGUUCACCUAACAGCAGCAACAAAUGUUCCUACACAUUCUUGGUCCCAGAUCAAAGGAUAACUGGUCCAAUUUGUGUCAGUUCAAAAGGGCCAGAAAGAGAUUAUAAUGGAAUAACUAGAAUGGAUGUGGAGGACCUAAAGGACAUUAUGUCCAAGCAGAAAAGGCAAAUUGAAAACCUUCAGCUCUUAGUGGAAGUGGAUGGUGGCAUUGUGAAUGAGGUAAAACUGCUACGAAAGGAGAGUCGGAAUAUGAAUUCACGUGUAACACAACUUUAUAUGCAGCUCCUACAUGAGAUUAUUCGUAAAAGAGACAACUCACUGGAAAUUUCACAGCUGGAGAACAAAGUUCUUAAUUCCACAGCUGAAAUUCUGCGAAUGGCCACCAAGUAUAAACAAUUGGAAAAGAAGUAUGCAGGACUAUCUACUCUUGUUAAUAAUCAGUCUGUGAUCAUAACCAAAAUGGAGCAGGAAUGCAUUCGUAGUCUUACUCCUAGAGAACAUGAGCCACCACCCCUUGUACAAGUCGUACCACAGAAUAUACCUCGUAGCAGGCAAUUACAGAGCAAUUUGUUUGGCAGUAAUGAAAUACAGAGAGAUCAAAAUCCUGCAUUUGCACGAGAACGGGGGCUUCGGUCCAGAGCACCCUUGCAUGAACCUUCAUCUACAACUGUCAGUACUUUGGAAUCACCAGUUACUGAAGAGCCCGAUGGUCCCUGGAAGGACUGCUACCAUGUCCGGCAGGCUGGAUAUGCAAACAGUGGCAUGUACUUGAUCAAACCUGAAGGCACAGAGAAACUAAUCCAAGUCUGGUGCGACCAUAGCCAUGAUCAGGGAGGCUGGACAGUAAUCCAGCGUAGGGUUGAUGGGGCAGUCAAUUUCUUCAGGAACUGGGAUAACUACAAGAGAGGUUUUGGCGACAUCGAUGGAGAACAUUGGCUUGGACUAGAGAAUAUUUACAGGUUGACUGCACAGGGAAACAACAAGCUGUUCAUUAAAUUGGAAGACUGGAGUGAUAAAAUAGUGUACGCUGAGUACACUGCCUUCAGAAUAGAGGAUGAAGACGACAAUUAUAGGUUACGCGUUGGCAGCUAUCAAGGGAAUGCAGGAGACUCUCUUGCAUGGCACAAUGGCAAACAGUUUACAACACUUGACAGAGACAGAGAUUCAUACUCAGGUAACUGUGCCCAUUUCCAUAAAGGUGGCUGGUGGUAUAAUGCCUGCGCACACUGUAAUGUGAAUGGAGUAUGGUAUCGUGGAGGUCAUUAUCGCAGCAAGUAUCAAGAUGGACUCUACUGGGCUGAAUUUCGAGGGGGUUCAUAUUCUCUUAAAAGUGUAGUUAUGAUGGUCAAACCUGAAUAACACACUGGUAAACAAGUUAGAUAUCGCCCCCCCCCCCCCCCCCCCACAAAUAUGAUCAUAAUGUACUAAAAAUGUAGGAGUGUUUCAAGAGCAGAUCAUGUGCUUUGUUCAAAAAGCAUUAUGUUUCACAAUGUUGAAAAAUCAUUUAACUACAAAAAUUGAGUCAUUACCUGAUAAAAUACUUCAGGAAGCAAAGGUUCUAAAAGUGUUAUGUGCAUUUGUGUUUAAUGUUCAUUGAUACUGUGCUGAACAACUUGCACUAUAAAGGCAGUGCUACCUUCUGAUAUAGAAGGUGCAUGAUUUAACCAGAAUACUUUGUAACCCAAUAAAACCACAAUGCUAUGAUUAAUCUUUGGAUAUAUAUUAAUGCUAUAUUUUAUUAAAACAGACAAUUGUUUAAUAA
This is a messenger RNA of Leucoraja erinaceus (little skate), 2352 nucleotides long. It is a transcript of the gene angptl1a, whose product is annotated as angiopoietin-like 1a. The transcript has 5 exons. NCBI's taxonomy places the organism in Eukaryota, Metazoa, Chordata, Chondrichthyes, Rajiformes, Rajidae. Bases 465 to 1949 code for a protein of 494 amino acids. The record is from RefSeq and is a predicted model, not a curated record.